UGACAAAAAUAACCCUGACAGGUAGAUUUGAGAGACGUUGAAGAUGAAGCAACAACACAAGUUAAAGAACGAAAACUCCAUCACAGCUUCCACCUUCUCACACCAUAAUACAAAAGACAUCUCAUCUCACAUUUCGAUUCUUUUAGUCCUAACCGUUUCCCACUUCUCAUCCAUCCUAAUCCAAAACUCACCAUGCCAGGUCUAGUUUCCCCAGGCGGACCUCCGCCCCGAAUCACCGUACCCGAAACCCCACCCCAAAGAUCCGACUCCGCCAAAACACCUCCCUCCCCAUCACCACUCCCCAAAAAACCACCCUCUCCUUCUCCAUCCUCCCGCUCCAAAAAGAAAACACCAGAAACCCCAACCAACAGUAACACUCUCCUCUCCGAAGCCUCACUCGAUAACCCAGAUCUAGGCCCAUUCCUCCUUAAAGUAGCCCGUGACACCAUCGCAUCCGGCGACGGCCCUGCCAAAGCCCUAGACUACGCCAUCCGAGCUUCCAAAUCCUUCGAACGCUGCGCCGUCGAAAACGAGCCCAGUCUCGACUUAGCCAUGAGCCUACACGUCUUAGCCGCGAUUUACUGUAGUUUAAGCCGCUUCGAAGAAGCUGUUCCUGUUCUCGAACGCGCGAUCCUUGUUCCUGAUGUCGAACGCGGCGCCGAUCACGCUCUCGCUGCUUUCUCAGGCUAUAUGCAGUUAGGUGAUACUUUUUCCAUGCUAGGUCAAGUUGAUAAAUCGAUUUCUUGUUACGAUCAAGGUCUUCAGAUUCAGAUUCAGACGCUAGGUGAAACGGAUCCGCGUGUUGGUGAAACGUGUCGGUACUUGGCGGAGGCGAAUGUUCAGGCGAUGCAGUUUGAUAAAGCGGAUGAGCUUUGUAAUAAGACGUUGGAGAUUCAUCGGGCGCAUAGUGAGCCUGCUUCUCUUGAGGAGGCUGCAGAUCGGAGACUCAUGGCGUUGAUUUGUGAGGCGAAAGGAGAUUAUGAGCCGGCGCUGGAGCAUCUUGUUUUGGCGAGUAUGGCGAUGAUUGCCAACGGUCAGGAUACGGAAGUUGCUUCGAUUGAUGUAAGCAUUGGGAAUAUUUAUAUGUCUCUGUGUCGAUUUGAUGAAGCUAUAUUCUCUUAUCAGAAAGCGCUCACCGUGUUUAAAUCGUCGAAAGGGGAGAAUCAUCCGUCGGUUGCGUCUGUGUUUGUUCGCUUGGCUGAUUUGUAUCAUAGGACUGGGAAGCUUCGUGAAUCGAAAUCUUAUUGCGAAAAUGCGCUUAGGAUAUACUCGAAACCGGUUCCUGGAACUACCGCGGAGGAGAUUGCUGGUGGUUUGACGGAGGUUUCGGCUAUAUUUGAAUCUGUCGAUGAUCCGGAGGAGGCGUUGAAGCUGUUGCAGAAGGCUAUGAAAUUGUUGGAGGAUAAACCUGGACAGCAGAGCACGAUUGCGGGUAUAGAAGCGCGGAUGGGAGUGAUGUAUUACAUGGUUGGGAAAUAUGAUGAGGCCAGAAGUGCGUUUGAGAGUGCUGUGUUGAAAUUGAGAACCAGUGGGGAAAGGAAAUCUGCGUUUUUUGGUGUUGUUUUGAACCAAAUGGGAUUGGCUUGUGUGCAAUUGUUUAAGAUUGAUGAAGCUGCUGAAUUGUUUGAGGAAGCUAGAGGAAUUCUUGAACAAGAAUGUGGACAUUGUCAUCAAGAUACUCUUGGAGUUUAUAGCAAUCUUGCAGCAACUUAUGAUGCAAUGGGAAGGGUUGGAGAUGCAAUUGAAAUCUUAGAAUAUGUUCUAAAAUUGAGGGAAGAGAAGCUUGGAAUAGCGAAUCCUGAUUUUGAAGAUGAGAAGCGUCGUUUGGCUGAGUUGCUGAAAGAAGCUGGAAAGACAAGAGACAGAAAAGCAAAAUCUUUGGAAAAUCUAAUUGAUCCAAAUUCAAAGAGGACAAAGAAGGAGAGUACCAAGAGGUGGCCUGGUUUGGGGUUUAGAAUUUAAUUAACAACCACGUAUAAUUUUUUUACUCGCAUAUUAUUAUGAUAUAUUGAUUUGAAUGCACAUUCUGUAACAUAGGAUAUAUCUUUGUAUAGCUUUGAAUAUGUAAUUUGGGAGCAUCCCUGUUUUCUUGAUGUUUGUUUCCUGCAUCUGCUUUUCUUGUCUUAUUCUUAUUGUAUUGUGACCUUCUAAAUGUACCCCAAAGUUCCAUUCAUGUUGUCCUUUUCUGGAAAAUAUUGAAAGUAAUUUUUUUA
Lathyrus oleraceus (garden pea) is the source of this 2213-nucleotide messenger RNA. RefSeq names its product protein KINESIN LIGHT CHAIN-RELATED 1. Bases 193 to 1962 code for a protein of 589 amino acids. The record is from RefSeq and is a predicted model, not a curated record. Gene Ontology annotation, molecular function: protein binding. Lineage: Eukaryota; Viridiplantae; Streptophyta; Magnoliopsida; Fabales; Fabaceae. The transcript has 2 exons.